Molecule: messenger RNA, 1215 nt
Organism: Equus caballus (horse)
Lineage: Eukaryota; Metazoa; Chordata; Mammalia; Perissodactyla; Equidae
Source: RefSeq, a predicted model, not a curated record
AUGCCAGGCAGGCGGGCGACUUGUCCCCCUUCGCUUGGGACAGCUGUCCUGUCUCGGGGGGUUCUCCAAGUGUGCCAGGUCCAGACCACCCGGAAAAAACUCAUUCGGCCUUCGGUGGCAGAAGCGUCUUUACCAGGGCCACAGGCGCACUCCUGUCUGGGGCAUGAAGGGACCUCGGGCCCUUUCGGAAGGGGGCCUGGCAGAGACCGAACGGUCCCCGCGGUAAGAAGUUUCCGCGGCUCUGCCCCACUCGCCCAAGGAGGCCCUCGCCCCCAGAGCACACCCCUUACACGAGUCUCCCCGCUGCGGCUCCCCGGAUCGGCUCCCCAGAGCACCACCGACCCCCAGAGCGGGCCCUGCACCUCCGUCCCGCCCCGCAGGAGAGCCUUCCUCCUAAGCCAGCCCGAACGGCGCUGGGUGGGCGUGCCCGGACCGGGACCGGCGCCCCCCGCUCCCCGAGCGAUCCUCCCGGCUCUCGGGGGCUGGGAGCUCCUCCUCGCCCCGGCGCCCUGCGCGGGCCCGCGCCGGCCCAGGGGGCCCGGGUCCCAGCCAGGCUACGACUCUCACCGGCUCUGUGACCUUGGGCAAGUCACUGCCCGGCGGCAGCCUCAGUUUCCCCCUCUGCCCAGCGGGGACCGGGAGAGCUCCCGCGCUGCCCGCCCGAGGGGAGGGGCUGCCCCGGGGGAAACGCUUUGUGAACCGCUCGGCGCGGCGGGGACGCCCGGCUCCCAGGGCUCCCGGCCGGACGAGGCUCCCCCGCCCGCGCUCCGCCCCUCGGCGGGGCCGCGCUGCUGGACCGCACGCCCUUGGCCGCCGCCCGCGCGAGCCCCCCACGGCCCUCCCGCCCGGCCCGCUCCCGCCCCCGUACCUGCUCCCGGCGCUCGGCCGCAGGCGCCGCCACCCUGCGCGCCCGCCCGGAGAGGCCCGGGGCCCGGAGGGCUGAGGCGGCCGACGGCGGCGGGCUCGGGCCGGGGCGGCGGCGGGGGGCGCGGGCGGCGCGGGGGCCCGAGCUCGGCGGGGCCCGGCCUGGGAGACGACGACGAGGGCUGGAAGUGCGCGGCGGCCGCGGCUGCUGAGGCGGUGGCGGCGGCGACCGCGGCGGCAGCGCUUCCGCUCAUGGCGGGCCCGCGGGCAGCGGCCCCGGCGGCGCCUCGACUCUGGCGCGGCGGGCGCUGGCUGGGCCCGGGCCAGAAGCUGCAGCGGCUGUGGCGCUGA